AAUUAAUCACGUUAAAAUAUUUGACGCAAUUAACGCACAUGUCCCGUUCAGAAAGUAUUCUGCCUUUUGGUAAGUUUUACAGCAAGACAUUUUGUGCUGUCCAAGAGCGAACUCUUUUGGUCGCUUUGCGACAUGGUUUAUUGUUUUCUUUCCAGUUCAUUAUGGCUGCACGACGUCUCGGGCUGAUAAUGUUGUGCUUAUAUGAUCCUUGGACAAGAUUUGUCUACACGCAAGAUGGUGACAACUUCCCUCAGAGUUUCCCAGAUCUUGAACAACGACUUCAGCCUGUGUUGCCACGCUUGUCUCUGAAGGAGAGCGUGCACGUGUACAAGGAACACUGCAGGAUGGCGGGAGAGUUCCGCCAAGUCAAACACGACAUCGCCGCCCUGGAAGAACGCAAGUGUCAGCUGCUUGCCGAGCUGGUGGAGGACCAGAAAGUGGCAGCGGAGAUCUCCCGCCUGGAGGACGAGUUCCGCCGUCUGUCGGAGGAAAACCGCACGCUGGUGACGAAGCACAGUGAGCGGUCGCGGCAACUGCAGCGGCUACGCCGCCCUGACUCGUCAUGACUGGAAACUGGACAUUUUUUGUUUUGUUUAAAAACCCUCACGCAAAACGGACAUUAUCGUCAGUUCUGCGACGAUGAGAGGCCAUCUUUGUGGAAGCGGAGAUUAGCAUUUGCUUUUGUGGUAGGUGUGCGGAGGCCGCCUGAGGUGCUGUGAUAUGGUCCAAAUGAGUUCAAGGUGGCUUUCUGGUAGAUAAAUAAAACAACAACGUUUGAUUCAGGUCCAGGGUAUGUGCGAAAUGAGUACGGUGCGUUUUGACAAACCAUGAUUUCUGAACUAAAACAUUACGGGGAGCCUGUCAUUUGUGAGUCCUCUUACGUGAGAAGGAAACGACGUUGCUAUUGGUCGCCUGGUGAAGUGAAUGCAAGCCCAAACACGCAAGAACAUUUUCAGAAUAAAGCCAACU
Corythoichthys intestinalis (scribbled pipefish) is the source of this 969-nucleotide messenger RNA. RefSeq names its product map3k7 C-terminal like (gene map3k7cl). The record is from RefSeq and is a predicted model, not a curated record. Gene Ontology annotation, cellular component: nucleus; cytosol. The transcript has 4 exons. The coding region runs from base 39 to 566 and encodes 175 amino acids. Lineage: Eukaryota; Metazoa; Chordata; Actinopteri; Syngnathiformes; Syngnathidae.